UCAGUUGCUACCUUCUCCUCCUCCCCUUACCUGACCUGAGGCAGGCGGUAUUCCGACCGGCGCCAUCUCUCUCCUCUCCUCUACUCAACAUCUCAUCAUCUCCACUUCCCCCUCGCCCUCCCCGCCGUCCGUACACCGCGUCGCGUGGUGUGGCUAUUCCUGCGUGCGCGCCGCCGGAUCAGGGCCGGACCGGGCCGGGACUCUUGUGCAAAUCUGCGGGGUUGUGGGGCGCUUCCCUGCCAUGCUGCGGCGCGGCGGUGUCUGCCGAGCACGCCGGCCUGCUGCUGACCCGUGCCUGCCGCUCCCCGACGAGCGCCCACUCGUCGCCGUCUUCUCAUUCCUCUUUAUUCCUACAUAAAAAGGUGGGUUCUUGGGGGUGGUGGGUGCGUGCUUGAUCCGGGAGGGAUUUCUUGGUUCUUGUGUGCUUUGGGGGGUUGGGGAGGAUGAGCGAGGAGGAGGCGCAGAGGUAUGGCGGUGGCGGAGGCGGGGGAGGGAGGAGCGGCGUCGGGGCGCUGUCGCUGGACCUGCUGGGGCAGGUGCUCGACCGCCUGCGGGAGCCGCGGGACCGGAAGGCGUGCCGGCUCGUGUGCCGCGCCUUCGCGCGCGCCGAGGCCGCGCACCGCCGCGCGCUGCGGGUGCUCCGCCGCGAGCCGCUGCCCCGCCUGCUGCGCGCGCUCCCGGCGCUGGAGCGGCUCGACCUCUCCGCGUGCGCCUCGCUCGACGACGCGUCCCUCGCCGCCGCGCUGGCCGGCGCCGGCCCGGAUCUCGCCGCGCUCCGCCGGGUCUGCCUGGCGCGUGCCAGCGGCGUCGGGUGGCGCGGGCUCGACGCCCUUGUGUCCGCCUGCCCCAGGCUGGAGGCGGUCGAUCUGUCGCACUGCGUCGGCGCCGGCGACCGCGAGGCCGCCGCGCUGGCGGCGGCGACGGGGCUCAGGGAGCUGAGCCUGGAGAAGUGCCUCGGCGUCACGGACAUGGGGCUCGCCAAGGUGGUCGUCGGGUGCCCCAGGCUGGAGAAGCUGAGCCUGAAAUGGUGCCGCGAGAUCUCCGAUAUCGGCAUUGAUUUGCUCUCCAAGAAGUGCCAUCAGCUCCGGAGCCUCGACAUCUCCUACCUAAAGGUGGGAAAUGAAUCCCUUAGAUCAAUAUCCUCACUUGAGAAACUUGAGGAAUUGGCGAUGGUUUGCUGCUCAUGCAUAGAUGAUGAUGGCUUGGGAUUACUAAGCAAGGGGAGCAGCUCAUUGAAGAGAGUUGAUGUUUCAAGAUGUGAUCAUGUGACCUCCCAAGGAUUGGCUUCACUCCUAGAAGGUCACAAUUUUCUCCAGAAGUUAAAUGCUGCUGAUAGUUUGCAUGAGAUGGAGCAGUGUUUUCUGUCCAAUUUGGCGAAACUGAAGGAUACACUGACAGUACUGAGACUUGAUGGUCUUGAGGUCUCAGCCUCUGUUCUUCAGGCCAUUGGUGAAAGUUGUAACAACUUGACUGAGAUUGGCCUUAGCAAAUGCAACGGUGUUACAGAUGAAGGAAUCUCUUCACUUGUAGCUCCAUGCAGCCGCUUAAGGGUGAUUGAUCUCACAUGUUGUCAUCUCCUUACCAACAAGGCCCUUGAUUCAAUAGCUGCCAACUGUAAGAUGGUUGAAUGCCUUCGAUUGGAAUCCUGUUCCUCAAUAAGUGAGAAGGGACUGCAGCAGAUUGCAACCUACUGCCCCAUUCUUAAGGAGAUAGAUCUCACUGAUUGUGGAGUGAAUGAUGCAGCAUUGCAGCACUUGGCUGAGUGCUCUCAACUGCAAAUACUGAAAUUAGGCCUGUGCUCAAGUAUUUCUGACAAAGGCCUUGCUUUUAUCAGUUCAAGCUGUCGGAAGCUGAUUGAGCUUGAUCUCUAUCGCUGUAGCUCUAUUACUGAUGAUGGGCUGGCAGCUUUAGCUAAUGGCUGCAAGAAGAUUAAGAUGCUAAACCUGUGCUACUGCAACAAGAUAACUGAUAAUGGUUUAGUCCACCUAGGCUCCAUGGAGGAGCUCACAAACCUUGAACUGAGGUGCUUGGUCCGUAUUACCAGUAUUGGGAUUUCCUCGGUUGCUAUCGGCUGCAAGAACCUGAUAGAACUAGAUUUGAAGCGUUGCUACUCCAUUGAUGAUACUGGCCUGUGGGCUCUUGCCCGAUCUGCACUAAACCUUAGACAGCUUACUAUAUCGUACUGCCAAGUCACUGGGCUGGGCCUGUGCCACCUGAUGAGCUCCCUGAGGUGCCUCCAGGAUGUGAAGAUGGUGCACCUCUCGUGGGUCUCUAUAGAAGGGUUUGAGAUGGCGCUGCGGGCGGCUUGCGGGAGGCUGAAGAAACUGAAGAUGCUCAAUGGGUUGAAGGAUGUGCUGUCUCCUGAGCUGCUCCAGAUGCUGCAGGCCUCCGGCUGCCGCAUUCGCUGGGUCAACAAGCCUCUUGUCUACAAGGACUGAAACCCAUCCAUGCUCAUAUCGUCGUUUGUGCAGUGUUAAUACCCGCAGAUUAUGAGCCGUUGAGAGUUGAGACCUUACCAAGAAGUAUAGCAUGCUUGCGAGCCAUGUUGGAUGUCCGCAAUAAUUGACAAUUUUCAUACACAAGAUGUAAUAGUGAUGAUGGCGCCUGUGCCGUUUUUGUUUUGCACAACUCCUAGACGACUGAUGUUCAUCUUCUGUCAAACAUUUGCAAACCUGAGGUAUCGAAACAGUUAUCUUCUGAACAAGUGUUGUAGUUGUACCAGAUUGCAAUGAAAUGCUCUAUACAUUCUGAUAUCAGUAGGUGUAUGCAUUGUUUAGUCCAUUGUUUACUCGAAGCUUG
Oryza brachyantha (malo sina) is the source of this 2799-nucleotide messenger RNA. Its product is annotated as F-box/LRR-repeat protein 3. Lineage: Eukaryota; Viridiplantae; Streptophyta; Magnoliopsida; Poales; Poaceae. The record is from RefSeq and is a predicted model, not a curated record. The transcript is spliced from 7 exons. Gene Ontology annotation, molecular function: protein binding. Gene Ontology annotation, biological process: SCF-dependent proteasomal ubiquitin-dependent protein catabolic process. Bases 444 to 2438 code for a protein of 664 amino acids. Gene Ontology annotation, cellular component: SCF ubiquitin ligase complex.